AUGCACAUACUUACCCUUGCCAUACACUCACACACAAACCAUAUCUCAAUAGCGCGCCGAAAGAACAGCUGCCCUAUAAUAGGCUUAACCCCUUGGAAGGAGACUGCCCCGGAAGCCGUCUGUGCGCCGUCAUCUGAUGUGCUCAAUCUGUUUGGUGACAGUCAAAUUUUGCUCAAUGCUCUGGAGGCUUCGCAACCCCCCUCCGCACGCAUGGCCAUGUCUUCCGACCGUUUCAACACUGAAGACCUCAACGAGCCUCCUACAACAACCGCUUCGAGUGCCGUGCCCGCCCAAACCACUCGUGACCGCAGACACUCACAAGCGGGUUAUCCCAAAGCGCAGCAAGUCACCCCUGCGGCACGUGCGCACUCAGGGCCAAGUAGCGCGCGUCGGUCGGCUACAGUCAAGGGGUGGCAGAAACCACAGUACAAGCUGGAGUCUGGCUCAGAGGGAGAUACACACGACUGUGAGCAGACGCUGAGUGAGGAGGCGCUCGCAUCCAGAGAUACGCUUGACUCGGGGUUUAUGUCGCAGAGCAAAUGCUCUACAUUUAGCAAGAGUGAUGAUGAACUGGCCAGGAAAGUCAAUACCAGCACUCGACAGAUGCAG
Molecule: messenger RNA, 609 nt
Organism: Sphaeroforma arctica JP610
Lineage: Eukaryota; Ichthyosporea; Ichthyophonida
Exons: 2
Source: RefSeq, a predicted model, not a curated record